Onychomys torridus (southern grasshopper mouse) is the source of this 2137-nucleotide messenger RNA. RefSeq names its product urocanate hydratase 1 (gene Uroc1). The record is from RefSeq and is a predicted model, not a curated record. Gene Ontology annotation, biological process: L-histidine catabolic process. The transcript is spliced from 20 exons. Gene Ontology annotation, molecular function: urocanate hydratase activity. Lineage: Eukaryota; Metazoa; Chordata; Mammalia; Rodentia; Cricetidae. The coding region runs from base 20 to 2137 and encodes 705 amino acids.
UCCACCUCAGUCUGCAGACAUGUCCAGCCUCCAGGAACUGUGCUCUGGCCUGCCCCUACAACCUCUCCCUGAGAAUCGGGGGCGCUGGGCUGGGGUGCCACAUGCUCCGGUCAGGACUCCCGGCCUCAGCCCUGCAGAAGAGCAGCUGGCUCUGAAGAAUGCUCUGCGCUACUUCCCACCCACUGUCCAGAAGCUGUUGGCCCAGGAGUUUGCCCAGGAGCUACGACAAUUUGGACACAUCUACAUGUACCGGUUCUGCCCCAGCAUUGAGAUGAGGGCCUACCCAAUUGAUCAGUACCCAUGCCGGACACGAGCAGCUGCAGCCAUCAUGCACAUGAUUAUGAACAAUCUGGACCCCGCUGUGGCCCAGUUUCCACAGGAGCUGGUGACCUACGGAGGAAAUGGGCAGGUGUUCAGCAACUGGGCUCAGUUCUGGCUGACCAUGUCCUACUUGUCGAAGAUGACUGAGGAACAGACUCUGGUCAUGUACAGUGGACACCCGCUGGGCCUCUUCCCCAGCAGCCCUGGUGCCCCACGCCUGAUCAUAACCAACGGGAUGGUCAUUCCCAACUACUCCUCCAGGACAGAGUAUGAGAAGCUGUUUGCACUGGGGGUGACUAUGUAUGGCCAGAUGACAGCGGGCAGCUACUGCUACAUUGGUCCCCAGGGAAUUGUCCAUGGCACAGUGCUCACUGUGCUGAAUGCUGGUCGGCGAUACCUGGGCAUCGAGGACUUGGCAGGGAAGGUCUUCGUCACCUCCGGGCUUGGUGGGAUGAGUGGGGCUCAAGCCAAGGCUGCAGCCAUCGUUGGAUGCAUCGGAGUGAUCGCAGAGGUUGACAAAGCUGCACUUGUAAAACGCCACCGGCAAGGCUGGCUGAUGGAGGUGACGGACAGCUUGGACCACUGCAUUGUGAGACUCAGGUACAGUUGGCUGCACAGGACUCAGAGCAUUGGAGGCAGGGGAGGAAGCAUGGCUAGGGCUGUUCAGUGCCUGAUGUCCAGCCACAGGGAAGCAAGGAAAAAGAAGGAGGUGCUCAGCCUUGGCUACCAUGGCAAUGUGGUGGAUCUUUGGGAGCGCCUGGUCCAUGAACUGGACACUACGGGGGAGCUCUUAGUGGAUCUCGGGUCAGACCAGACAUCCUGUCACAACCCGUUCAAUGGUGGCUACUACCCUGUGCAGCUUAGCUUCUCAGAGGCCCAGAGCCUCAUGUCCUCCAACCCAGCUGCCUUCAAGCACCUGGUACAGGAAAGCCUGAGGAGGCAUGUCUCAGCCAUCAACAGGUUGGCCCAGGAGAAGUUCUACUUUUGGGACUACGGUAACGCCUUCCUCUUGGAGGCUCAGAGAGCAGGAGCAGAUGUAGAGAAGAAAGGAGCCAACAAGAUGGAGUUCCGCUACCCCUCCUAUGUCCAGCACAUUAUGGGGGACAUAUUCUCCCAGGGCUUUGGGCCCUUCCGCUGGGUAUGCACAUCAGGGGACCCCCAGGACCUGGCUGUCACCGAUCAUCUGGCUACAUCUGUGCUGGAGAAAGUCAUUGACGAUGGAGUGAAGGCAUCUGUUAAGCUACAGUAUAUGGAUAACAUCCGCUGGAUCCGGGAGGCUGCCAAGCACCAGCUGGUGGUGGGCUCCCAGGCGAGGAUCCUAUACUCAGACCAGAAAGGACGUGUGGCCAUUGCUGUGGCCAUUAACCAGGCCAUCGCCAGUGGGAAGAUCAAGGCACCAGUGGUCCUGAGCCGUGAUCACCAUGACGUGAGUGGCACUGACAGCCCCUUUAGGGAGACUUCUAAUAUUUAUGACGGUUCUGCCUUCUGCGCAGACAUGGCCGUGCAGAACUUCGUGGGAGAUGCCUGUCGUGGUGCCACCUGGGUUGCACUUCACAAUGGAGGGGGUGUAGGCUGGGGCGAGGUGAUCAAUGGGGGAUUUGGCCUUGUGCUAGAUGGGUCUGCACAGGCUGAACAGAAAGCCAGGAUGAUGCUCAGCUGGGAUGUCUCCAAUGGUGUGGCACGGCGCUGCUGGUCUGGAAACCCCAAGGCCUAUGAGAUCAUCUGCCAGACAAUGAAGGAGAACAGUGGCCUGGUGGUGACACUUCCCCACGAGGUGGUAGAUGAACGCAUGCUACAGCAGGCCCUGCGGCCCUGA